Messenger RNA from Aureococcus anophagefferens, 162 nucleotides. RefSeq lists its product as hypothetical. The transcript has a single exon. The record is from RefSeq and is a predicted model, not a curated record. NCBI's taxonomy places the organism in Eukaryota, Pelagophyceae, Pelagomonadales, Pelagomonadaceae. The annotation marks the transcript as partial.
GGCUCGGGCUUUCUGUUCAUCGCGGGCCGGCCCAUCGGCGAGCCCGUCGUGCAGCACGGCCCAUUCGUCAUGAACACGCGGGACCAGAUCCAGCAGUGCUUCGCCGACUACCAGCGGGGGCGCCUCAUGCCCGAGAAGGCGACCGUGGAGACGCUCACGUAG